Messenger RNA from Poecilia latipinna (sailfin molly), 894 nucleotides. It is a transcript of the gene nxnl1, whose product is annotated as nucleoredoxin like 1. Gene Ontology annotation, cellular component: mitochondrion. The transcript is spliced from 3 exons. The record is from RefSeq and is a predicted model, not a curated record. Gene Ontology annotation, biological process: photoreceptor cell maintenance. The coding region runs from base 87 to 791 and encodes 234 amino acids. Lineage: Eukaryota; Metazoa; Chordata; Actinopteri; Cyprinodontiformes; Poeciliidae.
AUUGUUUGCAUCACCGCUAACGACAGCAGCGCCCACAGCAGGGUUCCUCUUCCUCUCUCCUCUUCCUCGCCCAGCGACGCCUCAUCAUGGUGGACCUGUUUGUUGACCGGGUUCUUGUGAAGAACAACAAGGACCAGGACGAGCUGGACACGGAGCGCGAGAUCGUCACGCGUCUGCAGAACCGCCUCCUGAUGCUCUUCUUUGCCUCUGCUGAGUCCGAGACGUGCCAGCGGUUCGCUCCCACGCUGCACGACUUCUUCAAGCAGCUGACCGAUGAGUUCUACGUGGAGCGCUCCGCCCAGCUGGUGCUGCUCUACAUCAGUCUGGAUCAGUCAGAGGAGGAGCUAGAAAACUUCCUGAAAGAGCUGCCGAAGAAGUCCCUGUUCCUUGCAUACGAGGAUCCGUACAGAAGGGAGCUGGAGACCAUGUUCGACGUGAGAGAGGUUCCCACCGUGGUGGUCCUGCGUCCCGACUGCUCCGUCCUCAUCCCCAACGCGGUGGAGGAGAUAACCCGCAUGGGUCCGGACUGCUACCGCAACUGGCACGAGGCGGCUGAGCUCAUCGACAGAAACUUCCUCAACAAGGAGGACUUUGAGGACAAGUCCAUGCGCAGCUUCAGCGACCCCGUCAGACGACUCAAGUACAAGGUGGAGGAGGAGGAGAAGAAGAAGAAGGAGAAGAAGAAGAAGAAGAAGAAGCAGCGCCGAGGCUGGGGUGCAGGAGGCGACGAGGGCGAGGAAGCCGGAGUUGGCAGAGCAGAUGAUAAGGACGGUGGAGGGUCGAUGUGGUGAUGGAGAGAACGAUGCUGUCAAUUUGUCCCAAAGUUGCUGUUUUGUUAGAGUUUGCUGUAUGGCAAAUUUCAUAAUAAAUAUGUUGAUUAUGGCAUUUUUAAAA